GCUCCAAUUGAAACAGAUCUGCCAGUUCCUCUGCCUGUCUGAAUCCUCCUCCGUCUCAACAGAACACCACCCAGAUCAGAUCAGUUGCGGAUUUUGUAGUUUGUGUAGAUUCAGAGAGGAUUAGUUUGUGCCCAUGGGAACAGCUGUGAAUGCAGUCUCCAGGAAGGAGGCAGCUAGAAGCUUAGCUGAUCUGAAACCUACUGUAGUGUUUGUCUUGGGUGGUCCAGGCAGUGGAAAGGGUACCCAAUGUGCAAACAUUGUUAAGCAUUUUGGGUUUACCCAUCUCAGUGCUGGUGAUCUUCUACGAGCUGAAAGGAAUUCUGGUUCUGAAAACGGAACCAUGAUUUCAAACAUGAUCAAAGAAGGACAGAUUGUUCCUUCUGCAGUGACAAUUAAGCUUCUGGAGCGAGCAAUGCUGGAGAGCGGUAAUGACAAGUUUCUCAUUGAUGGGUUUCCUCGUAAUGAAGAAAACCGUGCUGCAUUUGAGGAUGUGACUAAAAUUGAGCCCUCAUUCGUCUUGUAUUUUGAUUGUUCUGAAGAGGAGAUGGAGAAGCGCCUUUUGAGUAGAAACCAGGGAAGAGAUGAUGAUAAUGUAGAGACAAUAAGGAAGAGGUUUAAGGUUUUUCUAGAGUCUACUCAAAAAGUGUUGGAGCAUUAUAAUGCUCAGGGGAAGGUUCGAAAGAUUGAUGCUGGGAGGCCUGUUGAAGAGGUUUUCGAGUCAGUGAAAGGCAUUUUUGGCCCCAAAGUUGAGAAGGCAGAUUAGUUAUUGUGAAGGGGAUUUCAGUACUUGAGAUUUUUACUUCUAUGGAUGCAUUUCCUACAGUUACUUACCUUAUGUGUUCUGUAUCAAAAUCUUAAUAAUUCAUGAUUGUUGCCAUUUUGUUUGGUGCUUUCAUUUGAUCAUGUAAUAGUGAAUACAGUGGAGUGAGUUUUGCUCUAUUGUGUUCUAUUGUGUAUCAUUUCCAGAUUGCUGAUUUCAUAUAGAUGAUAUUAUAUGAU
Messenger RNA from Fragaria vesca subsp. vesca, 999 nucleotides. Its product is annotated as UMP/CMP kinase-like. Bases 134 to 763 code for a protein of 209 amino acids. Gene Ontology annotation, biological process: CDP biosynthetic process; UDP biosynthetic process; 'de novo' pyrimidine nucleobase biosynthetic process. The record is from RefSeq and is a predicted model, not a curated record. Gene Ontology annotation, molecular function: UMP kinase activity; ATP binding. Gene Ontology annotation, cellular component: cytoplasm; nucleus. The transcript is spliced from 2 exons. Lineage: Eukaryota; Viridiplantae; Streptophyta; Magnoliopsida; Rosales; Rosaceae.